Messenger RNA from Arctia plantaginis, 1044 nucleotides. NCBI's taxonomy places the organism in Eukaryota, Metazoa, Arthropoda, Insecta, Lepidoptera, Erebidae. The record is from the annotation of a GenBank genome assembly.
AUGGCGUCUAACAUCAAUACGAGCUCAAAUAAUGGCCGCAAGAUGUCGGCACUGGUAUCAUGUUUUAAGUGUGGAAAAUCAGUUGACAUAAAAAGUACUGCAAAGUGCUCAAUCUGCAAAAACAGAUUUGAACGGAAUUGUGAUGGCAUUCCUGAACAAACCUUCCGUUUCAUUACCCAAGACUCAAAUAAAAACUGGAAAUGCAAAACUUGUAUAGAAAAAAACCUCAGCAUUAGAAAAAAAUCCAGUACCGGUGACCUAUCUUAUAUUACUCAACGAAAGAAAAAUAAUACCAUAAUAGAACCUAUCCUCUUGACCCCCGAAACUACACAGCUUAUAAAUAAAGAUCAGUGUAUUAAUACGAUUCAAAUUGCAACAGAAGAAACGUCCAUUAUAACAGAUUCACAAUUAUUUACCGACUCUGAAACCUCAUAUGAGAUGUACGAUCCACCCAAUAAAAUGUCUAAAAGUAUGGACUGCACUGUAACCGACCAACUGUGUAUUUCUGAAAUGAAAGAACAAAUAUCUAUGCUUACCAGUAAACUGGAGAGCACUGAGAGUGAGAUGGAAAAUAUUAUACUGGAAAAUAACAAUCUUAACAGACAGAUCCAAAUAUUAAACGAAGAAAUAAAACUACUUAAGUCGUUGUGCAGCUCAUCUACAAUAGUAGGCAAUAGUCCAUACAAAAGCGACAAGAAGAAGAGAAAUUCUUUGUUACGGCGUAAAAUGUCUCCUACUGUAUCCCCACUGGCUUCAACCUCGAAUCUUGAAGCCCGUAACGAUAUAGAAACGUCAUCACAACGGCAAAAAAUUAAACACCUAGAACAACAAUUAGAAGACAUACAACAAAAAAAUAUGUCCCUUGCAAAACAAAUAGAAAGCCUGACACGAUCUGAACUGAAGAACAAUAAAUCUUUACCAAUCGAACGAGAACGACUACAUACAGACAACAUUACACUGGCUUCAGAUGAUCGACGCCAGUACUGGGAUGUACGGUGGUUAGAACAAAUCGACAACAUCACUCUCGCUCCAACUGUAACCUGA